ACAAGGGUCGAAUGUGGUAAUGAAUUAAAUAGGUGCAAACGAAAGCAAGGUCCCAUCUUAUCCAUUACCAAACCAUAUUUCGUACUCUCUAUUCUUUGCCAGUCUGUCAGCGACCAUGAGUUACUCUAACCUUGAUAUUAUCAAAAUCGCCGAUGCAUUUCCGUACGGCUCUCCUGCCGACAGGCUCGAGACACUCAACUAUUACUUUCACUUCCGUACCGCUUCACAUCCAGGUGUCACGCUGGGGUACAUGCUUCCCUGGGUAGCUCUGACCUUUGCUGAGUUGCCAGACUGGUCUUUGAACCUGGAGAGCAGCCCAAGAAGCCUCACACUAAUUGGUGGUCAUAACGAACCUACACGAACGGCCAUUAUGCAGAAGACUACGUUAAAGAUGCGGGCGGCUGGUCAGUUCAAAGCGCUUGAAAAGUGGCGAGAUGAGUUAUUCCCGGUAUACGGCCCAGGCAAGGAGUUACUCUUCAGCGUCGAACGCAGCGCCAGCCCCCUCUUUGGAAUCGUCAAUUAUGGCAUUAACAUGACGGCAUUUCGUUGGAACACUGACAAAGAUCCUGAAGGCGUGAUGGAGGUUUGGGUGCCACGACGGUCCAGCACAAGGUCAAAAUUCCCGGGCAUGCUCGACAGUUCAGUUGGAGGAGCAUUGGCCACUAACGAGACACCAUGGACCUGCCUCGUCCGGGAAAGCAAGGAGGAAGCAUCACUAGAAGAGAAGAUCGUCAGAAAUGCCAAAGCCAUGGGCUCUUUGACGUACUUCUACCUUUCGAGCGAGGGAUCUGGAUGCGAGACCGGCUUAGCCCAACCCGACUGCACGUAUGUAUUUGAUUUGGACUUGACUGGCUCGGCACCAGAUGCCCUGGUUCCAAAUGAUGGUUCGGUAGCGGUCUUUGAGCUAUUAACGGUGUCGGAUAUCAAGCGGGCCUUAUCUCAUAAAGAGUUCAAACCAAACAGCGCCCUCGUCAUGCUAGACUUUCUUAUCCGUCAUGGGGAACUCAAGGAAAAAGAUGAGCCGGAUUAUGAAGAGAUUUCUUCGAGAAUGCAUAGAAAUUUGGAAUUUCCGUUACGUUAGCUGUUGGGAUACAGAAGUAUUUUGUGCAAAUUUGCUUGCUACGCUCCGCGGUCGGUUCUCUUGGAAAGGCGUUUUCUGGUGUAUCGUAUUCACUGGUAGUCUUCUCUAUGACCAAUUGGAAGUUAUGUUUUCUCAAGGCAGUAGAAGUUCUUCAGAAGCGUUCCAACUUUACAUCCAAUCAGAUUUUGUAUAUCACUGUGGUUGAGCAAGCAUUUCGUUUGUCCUACCUCUUUGAUCUGCCCUUGACGCCACUAUGAUCUUGGAGAGCAAUGGAAAUAGUCAUUUUCAAGUACCACCACAUCUACCACAGCUUGCUUUGCGUGUUUAGUAGGGGCAGUGAUCACGGUUAUAUGUUUGGCUACCAAGAGGUGAAUGCGCAUUUCUACUUGUUGAGAUGACUAGUAAGGAAAUCGUACUCAACUACUGCAUCAUUCGGGGUGAAAGAUACUGGCAUGAAAAGAGAAAUCCACAAGAAUAAAGGCACCACGGGGAUAACUUUCUAUCCUGAAUUUUACUGAUCAGCAUGCGAUAAAAUGGCUCUGAAUAGAU
This is a messenger RNA of Cadophora gregata, 1630 nucleotides long. RefSeq lists its product as uncharacterized. The record is from RefSeq and is a predicted model, not a curated record. NCBI's taxonomy places the organism in Eukaryota, Fungi, Ascomycota, Leotiomycetes, Helotiales, Ploettnerulaceae. Gene Ontology annotation, molecular function: 8-oxo-dGDP phosphatase activity. The coding region runs from base 116 to 1081 and encodes 321 amino acids. The transcript is spliced from 2 exons.